Pyrus x bretschneideri (Chinese white pear) is the source of this 2151-nucleotide messenger RNA. RefSeq names its product gibberellin receptor GID1B-like. Gene Ontology annotation, molecular function: hydrolase activity; gibberellin binding. The transcript has 2 exons. The coding region runs from base 567 to 1607 and encodes 346 amino acids. The record is from RefSeq and is a predicted model, not a curated record. Gene Ontology annotation, cellular component: cytoplasm; nucleus. Gene Ontology annotation, biological process: positive regulation of gibberellic acid mediated signaling pathway; raffinose family oligosaccharide biosynthetic process; floral organ morphogenesis. Lineage: Eukaryota; Viridiplantae; Streptophyta; Magnoliopsida; Rosales; Rosaceae.
GCGGAGCUGCGGAAGGCAAAAAAUAAAAGAAAAAAAUAUAGAAAAAGUAGGUCCCGCUGAACAGUUUAAUUCGGCCGCCCGCUUUGUCGUCUCUUUCGUCUCCGUCCACCACCGUCGUUCCUAGGCGUUUGACUCUCAAUCUCUCCCCCCCUCUCUCUCACUCUCUCUUAAAUUUGUACUCUCUCUCUAAGCUGUGAUAUCCUUGAUCUGUCUCUGCUUCUGCUCUCUUAUAACCUUAUUAUUUCACAGAAGUGUCUUCUCAUCCCUCUCUCUUGGUUCAGCAAAACCCAGAACGAGGAAUCCAAAAUUCCUCCGAGUGGGGUACAAUAAACCCAGCACUUCCCACACCAGAGACCGAAAAAAUCCACUGGUCCUUUGAGCAAACCCAUCACGUCCUUUACGCAAACCCAGCAGCUCUGCUCGUACCCUUUUUAUUUCUUCUCACUUUCUAUUAUGUUCGUCAAAGGGGGCGUUUUACUGAGGAUAGUUGCUGGGUUUUGAGCCCUUCUUGCUGGGUUUCUGAAAAUCUUGCUGGGUUUUGAGAGAUACACAGAGAUUGUAGAGCCAUGGCUGGUAGUAAUGAAGUCAACGUCAAUGAAUCCAAGAAAGUUGUCCCUCUCAACACAUGGGUACUAAUCUCCAAUUUCAAGCUGGCUUACAACCUCCUCCGCCGUGCCGACGGAACAUUCAACCGUGUGCUGGCGGAGUUCCUCGACCGAAAAGUCCCCGCCAACACAGUUCCGGUUGACGGGGUUUUCUCGUUUGAUCACGUCGACAGAGCCACCGGCCUCCUCAACCGUGUUUACCAGUUUGCGCCCCAAAACGAGUCUCAGUGGGGUAUUGUGAAUCUUGAGCAGCCCUUGAGCACCACCGAGGUCGUCCCGGUCAUAAUCUUUUUCCACGGCGGAAGCUUCACUCAUUCCUCCGCCAACAGCGCCAUCUACGAUACUUUCUGCCGCCGCCUUGUCAACACUUGCAAGGCGGUUGUAGUCUCCGUUAACUACCGCCGUUCGCCAGAACAUCGGUAUCCUUGUGCUUAUGAGGACGGAUGGGCGGCUCUCAAGUGGGUGAAAUCGAGAAAGUGGCUGCAGAGCGGGAAGGGGAAGGACUUGAAAGUUCAUGUCUACUUAGCUGGAGACAGCUCCGGCGGCAACAUUGCUCACCACGUCGCGGUGAAAGCGGCAGAAGCGGAGGUUGAGGUGAUCGGAAACAUCCUUCUCCACCCGAUGUUUGCAGGGCAAAAGAGAACGGAAUCAGAGAAGAGAUUGGACGGGAAGUACUUCGUAACGAUACAAGACCGCGACUGGUACUGGCGGGCAUUUCUCCCCGAAGGCGAAGAUAGAGAUCAUCCGGCGUGUCACGUUUUCGGCCCGAGGGACAAGAGCCUCGAGGGCUUGAAAUUUCCCAAGAGUCUCGUUGUUGUGGCUGGCUUCGAUCUUAUGCAAGAUUGGCAAUUGGCCUAUGUGCAAGGGCUUAAAAAUGCAGGGCAGGACGUGAAGCUUCUCUUCUUAAAGCAGGCGACGAUCGGGUUCUACUUCUUGCCGAACAACGAGCAUUUCUACUGCCUCAUGGAGGAGAUGAAGAGCUUCGUGAAUCCUGACUGUUAAUACAUUGAUUCCACUUAACUUUACCCGCAAGGCAGCCAUUGAUAUAUAGCAAAAAAGCUUGUCAUUUUUACUCGGGUGCCCUAUCGUGUGUACCUGUAAGAUUGUCUGGUAUUUACUUACUUUGUUUACCAUUUGUUGUUGUAAUAUGAGGGUUCUGUUCUGCUACCUCGGAACCGUAUGUUCGGGUUCUUGUUUCGGCGGCUGGGAAGGAUUGGAACUCGGUUAUUGGAUUCGGCAUAGCCACCGGAUGUAAGAGCUUACUUCCGGCCAUGAUUGACAGUAAGCGUCGGAGAAGAACUUGCCACGGGGAUGCUACUCUGUCGGUAUCCCAAAUACAUGUGGCAGUGCGUGAUGACUUGGGAUGCCGCCAGAGUGGCAUUCCCGGUGUAGGCAAGUUCCUCUCGAAGCGUUUAGGGUAAUUGCUUUGGUGGUUAAUUAAUAUAUUGUUUGGUGUAUGGAUUUUAUUGUAAGCAUUACUAAUUUGAAAAACAUGAAACUGUGGAACGGAAUGCUUCUUGUCUAUGAACAUAAAAUGUUAACUUAA